GACGUUGUUGCUCUGCACUCGAGAAGCCUCGUUUCUCCUCUCCUUUUUCCGGCAUCGAAGACAGAAGAGAAGACAGAAGAGUACUCGCAGCAGUUGCAGAGGGAGAGGAGAAAAUGAGGAGUUGAGAUGAGAAAAUGAGAUGAUGGAAGGAGCGGAAGAAGAGCUGGAAAGGAGGAGCCGAUUCCUGAGCGGUCUUAUACAGAAGAAGAAGGAGAGCGAGCAGCACGAGCAGCUGCAGCGGCUCAAUGUUCGAGUCCGAGCUGCUGACAUGCCUCUCCCCUUGCAAGACCGAGCCUUCAGGUGCGCUCGCGACUCGCUCGACGCCAUGAUGCUGCAACCCUCCAACACCACCACCAACAACAACAACCACAACAAAAGCCACAACCACAGCAAGCUCGACAGCAAGCGCCUCGCACUCGCCCUCAAAAAGGAAUUUGAUUCAUCAUAUGGCCCAGCUUGGCAUUGCAUUGUGGGGACGAGCUUUGGUUCGUAUGUCACGCAUUCCCUGGGAGGCUUCUUGUACUUCUCCAUUGAUAAGGUUUACAUUCUUCUCUUUAAGACGGCCGUGGAACCUUUAGACCAUUGAUGCUUACUGGAUUUUGAUUCCACCUGUGUUUGUGUUUGUGAAAAUAUAUAUUUGAGAGCAUGAACAUUUACCUUAUUGAAAGCGUGCUCACUAUUAUGUUAUGUAUACAAGCAUGCUAUUGCAGAUCGACUGCACAUGCAUGUACACAACAUGGUUUGAUGCAUGUUGCACCACAUGUUUGAAAGAUUGUCAUCUUGGUGAAGUUUGAAUUAUCAAAUGCAAGAUUAUAAAGAGUCCAUGCGUUCUGCGUCA
Magnolia sinica is the source of this 838-nucleotide messenger RNA. RefSeq lists its product as uncharacterized. Bases 140 to 586 code for a protein of 148 amino acids. Gene Ontology annotation, biological process: microtubule-based process. NCBI's taxonomy places the organism in Eukaryota, Viridiplantae, Streptophyta, Magnoliopsida, Magnoliales, Magnoliaceae. Gene Ontology annotation, molecular function: dynein light intermediate chain binding; dynein intermediate chain binding. Gene Ontology annotation, cellular component: dynein complex. The record is from RefSeq and is a predicted model, not a curated record. The transcript is spliced from 2 exons.